UAAAAAAUGGCCGGUUACAAGCAAAACCAUGGGCCAGUUUUUCUGCCAUAGCGCCAAAAACUAAACGUUGUUGCCAAACUAAAACCGGCUGCUCCGCUCUCUGUUUACUAUUUUUUUUUGUCUCUUCCUAUCUUUUCUAUAUCUGUCAGUCUAUUGCAUUUUAACUCUCUUCAGCUUUCUUUUUCUGUUACAUUAUUGAAACUCUAAAAAAGGGCACUCACAACUUUAUUUUUUCGUGUAGAAGAAGUUUUCAGGUGCCUGGUGAUUGUUACAACUCAAUGAUAGUCUGUUCUUAACUGGGUAUGUUCUUUUUUUAGUUCUAACAGUUGUACAAUUGCCUGUUAGGAAUUUAUGUUUUGUUGUCUGUUGUUAAGGAUUCAGAAAAAGUGAAAAAGUAGUAGCCAAUGACAUUUACCUAGACAGAGUAUUUGAGAUCUCCAAUAAUUCUUGUAAGAGCUGUUUUUAUUGUUGUUCUGAAUGGAUACUAGUGGUCUGCCUGGUGGGACGUUUUCUGGGAUUGGUUCAGGAAUGUUGGGCCUUGAAAUGUCAUUACAGCCCCAACAACAACAGCAACAACAACCACCUCAAAACCCCCAAAGUGACCAAAACCCACAUCAUUUACCUCAUCAACCACAAAUGAUUGCUUAUUCUCAUCAUGAAACUGACCACUCACAACACCAGCAAUCUGUUAAACAAGGCUACCCUUUUGCUUCCAAAACCAAACAACUAUCCCCUCUUAGUGAUGAAGAUGAACCUGGUUUUCCUCCUGAUGAUUGUGCUGCUGAUGCUAAGAAAAAAUUUUCUCCAUGGCAAAGAAUGAAAUGGACUGAUAGCAUGGUUAAGCUACUCAUAAUGGCAGUUUAUUAUAUUGGUGAUGAAGCUGGAUCAGAAGGGAAUGAUCCUACUGGCAAGAAAAAGGCUGGUGGAUUAUUACAAAAGAAAGGGAAAUGGAAGUCGGUUUCGAGGGCUAUGAUGGAGAAAGGGUUUUAUGUUUCACCACAACAAUGUGAAGACAAGUUCAAUGAUUUGAAUAAGAGGUAUAAGAGGGUUAAUGAUAUACUUGGUAAAGGAACAGCCUGUAGGGUGGUGGAGAAUCAAAGCUUGCUUGAUACAAUGGAUUUGUCCCCGAAAAUGAAGGAAGAAGUUAGAAAAUUGUUGAAUUCUAAGCACUUGUUUUUCAGGGAAAUGUGUGCUUAUCAUAAUAGUUGUGGCCAUGGUGCAACUGCUGGGGCCAGUGGUGCUAAUCAUUCACCAGAGGUGGCCAUUGAGACAUCCCAGAUUCAGCACCAUCAAGCUCAACAACAACGAUGCCUCCAUUCAUCAGAUAAUGCUCAAAUUUCUGGCAAUUUGGGUAGAAUCGAGGCCGAGGCUAUGAAAUUGGCUAAAGUAGGCAGUGAAGAAGAGGAUGAUGAUGAAGAUGAUGACUCUGAUGAUGAUGAGGAGGAGGAUGAGGAUGAUGAUGAUGAAGAGGCAAUGGAUGGUUACUCAAGAGGCCAAAGUGGACAUGCUCAGGAAGAUGAUGAAGAUAAUGAUGAAAAGUCUUCACAUAAAAGGCCAAGAAAGGUGCCAUUUGCAAUGUCGUUAUCACCAUUGAUACAACAAUUGAGCUGUGAAGUUGUGAAUGUGAUACAAGACGGGUCAAAGAGUGCUUGCGAGAAGAAACAUUGGAUGAAGAUGAGGCUAAUGCAAUUGGAGGAGCAACAAGUCAGUUACCAACACCAAGCAUUCGAGCUUGAGAAGCAAAGGCUCAAGUGGAUGAAAUUCAGUGGCAAAAAAGAAAGGGAAAUGGAAAGAGCAAAGCUUGAGAAUGAACGAAGGCGGCUCGAAAACGAGAGAAUGGUGUUGCUUGUUAGGCGGAAGGAGUUGGAGUUGGUUGAGCUUCUGCACCAUAAUCAGCCCCAGCAGCAUUCUUCAAACAAGAGGGGAGACCCAUCAAGCAUCACUGGAUGAAAAUGUAACUUAUGAUAGGGAUCACAUUCGAUAGAGUUUUAGAUCAGAUAGAUACUUUUAUAUGAAUGGUUGUUGUGCUUUUGUUCUUUCGUAUUUCGUUCACGAAAUAUCGCUUUUUCAAUCUUGUAUGCAUCGUGAAUAAGGUUUUGGCUUACUACCAAAUAAUGAAUACUCGUUCCAAAGAAGUUGACGAUGUGCAUAGGAAAAUAAACUUUUUUUUUUUUUUGGUGGUUUCAGUGUCAAAACAAAUGUAAUAAUUUUCUGGAAUCCUAAGAAACCUCGUAAUUUUUCUUUU
This is a messenger RNA of Durio zibethinus, 2245 nucleotides long. RefSeq lists its product as uncharacterized. The record is from RefSeq and is a predicted model, not a curated record. NCBI's taxonomy places the organism in Eukaryota, Viridiplantae, Streptophyta, Magnoliopsida, Malvales, Malvaceae.